GAAAAACCAGAACCCCUUCCUCUGUUCAAUCCUCGUAACCACUGAUUCCGUUUCGCGGCCGUAUCCACCAUGGCAACCAGCCUUGAUCUGAAGUCCUCUUAUGUGCAAAUUGUCAAUGGCCAAAGCGCUCCCACAGCCACAACUCGGCACGGCUUGAACCCUGCUAAUGGUCAGGCACUACCGGAGGUUCCAGUGGCCACCGAGGCCGAUCUUGAUCGCGCAGUGCAGUGUGCCAAGGCCGCAUUCAGAGGCUGGUCGACGACUCCUUACGAACAGCGACGGAGAGCCGUGCUGGCCUUUGCCGAUGCAAUCGAAGAGAACUACACUGGGUUUCGAGAACUGCUGACUUUGGAGCAAGGAAAGCCGAUCCCACAAGCGACCGCAGAGAUGGACAAUACCAUCUCUUGGAUGCGGGGGAUGGCCGACCUGCAGCUUCCCGAGGAGGUCGCCCACGACGAUGAUUCUCACACGGUGAUUACUCGAUAUGUGCCUCUGGGCGUGGUCGGCGCCAUCGUGCCCUGGAAUUUCCCCAUGAUGCUUGCUACAGGCAAGAUCGCCCCCGCGCUCCUGACGGGAAACGUGAUCAUAGUGAAACCCUCGCCUUUCACCCCGUAUGGGGGGCUCAAGCUUGUGGAGUUGGCCCAGUCGUUCUUCCCUCCGGGAGUGGUGCAGUCUCUGAGCGGCGACGACAGUCUGGGUCCAUGGAUGACCAGCCAUCCAGGCCUUGACAAGAUCAGCUUCACCGGUUCCACCGCAACCGGUAAGCGGGUGCUGCGGAGUGCGAGUGACACCCUGAAAAGAGUCACCCUCGAGCUCGGCGGCAAUGACCCUGCCAUUGUUUUCCCCGAUGUCGACGUAGCGCGUACUGCGGAAAAGAUUGCCUUUUUCGCCUUUCUCAACUCGGGCCAAAUCUGCCUGAACAUCAAGCGCAUCUACGUCCACAAGUCAAUCUUCGAAGAAUUCAAGGCCGCCCUCGUCCGCGCCGUGAACGCAUUCUCGCUGGGAGACGGCUCCCAGCCGGGAAUCACCCACGGUCCCCUCCAGAACGAGAUGCAGUAUUCCCGCGUCAAGACGUUCUUUGACGAGAUCAAGACCGAGGGCUGGCAGGUCUGUGUGGGCGGUGCCAUUGACCAACCUUCGACCGGUGGAUAUUUCCUUCCCCCCACCAUCAUCGACCGGCCGCCCGAUUCGUCCCGCAUUGUGGUGGACGAGCCCUUUGGUCCGAUUGUGCCCCUUCUCUCGUGGGAGGAGGAAUCCGAGGUCAUCGAGCGGGCCAACAACAGCCUGCUGGGGUUGGGCGCCUCCGUCUGGACGGAGGAUUUGACCCGCGCCGCCCGUGUUGCGCGCCAACUCGAGGCCGGAACGGUGUGGACAAAUAAUCAUUUUGCUCUGUCCCCCGCGAUCCCAUUUAGCGGCCACAAAGAGAGUGGUCUGAGCGUCGAGUGGGGGCUCGUCUGCAAUGUCCAAAGUCUUUUCCUGCACAAAAAGCAUGCAUAAGCCCCCCCGCCCCGGGGCAACUUGAGCUUUGGUACUCGAUGGUUGGGAAGGCAUUGGAGCCCCGGAGAUCGAAGUGAUGUACCUUUCCCGUUUGAUUCGCUUGAUAUGCAAUGAUAUAUGCCUUUACGGGCUUGGGGUACUCCCCUCAGCUCCUUCAUAAUUCGCGUUU
This is a messenger RNA of Aspergillus brunneoviolaceus CBS 621.78, 1666 nucleotides long. Its product is annotated as aldehyde dehydrogenase family protein. Gene Ontology annotation, molecular function: aldehyde dehydrogenase (NAD+) activity. The transcript has 6 exons. NCBI's taxonomy places the organism in Eukaryota, Fungi, Ascomycota, Eurotiomycetes, Eurotiales, Aspergillaceae. The record is from RefSeq and is a predicted model, not a curated record. The coding region runs from base 70 to 1497 and encodes 475 amino acids.